AACAGACACUGUAGCUGGUGAUAGCCUGUGCACGGCUUCCAACACCAGAGCGGGGGCAUUGACGCAUUGUGGAGUCUACGGGUAGCACUGCCAACCCGGCUGCGCUACAGACGCAUCCAUGAGCGAAACCGCGAUGGCCGUGGUGCAGCUCGAGACGGAGGACCAUCAACCGGAGAAUGGCUUCGUUUCACCAGAAACCGAAUCGCCGGGAUUGCUCACACGCAUCGACCAUUCUGUCUUGCCUUUUCUAGGGGGAUUUGGGAAAUACCAGAGACAGCUCAUCGUCCUGACAUGGAUUCCAGCAUUAUUUAUUGGAUUCAGCCAGUACUCUGAUGAAUUCCUUCUUGCCCAACCGAACAACACAUGUGUUCCGCCAGCGGCAAAUAUGACUAAUUUGACUAAAAGUCCUUCUUCAUUAUUUCAUGGUCCCAAUAAUAGUUUUCCGCGAACAGCGGCGUACGUUUAUACCAAUGGCACACACAACGAAACAGCCAGGCAUCUGCAACAUUGCAUGUGCAAGGAGUGGACGUUUGAGCUUCAUACGGGACUCAUGCAGAAUGUGGUUACCAAGUGGAGUCUGGUUUGUGACUCGGCAUGGAAGGUCCACAUAGCAAAGUUCUCUCUGCUUGUUGGUUCCAUCUUCGGAUACCUGGUCUUUGGAGUCCUGGCAGACUGGUUUGGUCGCCACCCUGUCAUGAUCAUCUCUGUCCUGUUCAUGCUGGUGUUCGGUCUGACUGUGGCCUUCUCGGUCAACGUUCCCAUGUUCAGCACCCUGCGCUUCUUCGAGGGCUUCUGCCUGGCCGGCAUCGCCCUCUCCCUCUACAUCCUCAGGAUCGAGCUUUGCCUGCCAGCCUGGCGUUUCCCUAUGACCAUGGUGGCCAGUUUCGUGGUGCUGGGUGGGCAGCUCCUGAUGCCCGGGAUGGCCUACCUCUGUCGAGACUGGCAGGUCCUGCAGGCCGUCAUCAUCUGUCCGCUGCUCCUCAUGCUGUCAUACAUCUGGAUCUUCCCUGAGUCUCUACGCUGGUUACUGGCCACUCAACAGUAUGGUCGCUCCAAGAGCAUCAUAGGACACAUUCUGAAGAAAAACCAGGUCAACACCGAGCAGGACAGUGAUCACAUCCUUUCAGAGCUGCAGAGAGCUCUUCCCAAGAAACCCAAAAAGACCUGCAUUGUGAAGAUGGUGGGGACAAGGAACCUGUGGAAAAACAUUGUGGUGCUCUGCGUCAACUCGCUAACAGGCUACGGGAUCCACCACUGCUUUGCCCGCAGCAUGAUGGACCACCACGAGACUCACGAGUCCACCAUGUUCCACAACUUCUACGCCGACUACUACACCAUGGCGGGCAUCGCGGUGGCAUCGUGCGUGGCUCUGUGCCCGGCGGUGGGCGUGAUGGGGAGGAGGGGCGGUCUGCUCAUGUUCAUGAUCGUCACUGCCCUGGCGUCCCUGCUGCAGCUCGGCCUGCUCAACUUGCUUGGGAAAUACAGUGUCCAUCUGAAUAUAGAGCGCUCGGAUACGCUGCAUAAGAACUUCUCCAUCGCCUUCUCCAUAAUCGGCAUGUUCUCCUCCCACGCCGUCAGCAACCUGAGCAUCUUCUUCUGUGCUGAGAUCACCCCUACCGUCAUCAGGGGAGGCGGCCUGGGCCUGGUGCUGGCCAGCGCUGGCUUCGGCAUGCUCACCGCCCCCAUCAUGGAGCUCCACAACCAGAAGGGCUACUUCCUCCACCACAUCAUCUUCGCCUGCUGCACCCUCAUUUGCAUCAUCUGCAUCCUCCUCCUCCCCGAGACCCGCUACCAGCCGCUGCCCGAGACCCUGGCUGACGGGGAGUGCUACACCCGGGUGGGCAGCGCGCCCUUGCUGCCCUCCAGGAAGACUGGCGAGCAGCACUUCCUGCUGGCCCCGCCCGAUAGCGGCAGAGACCACGGCCAGGUCCACGACACGCCGCUGCAUCACGCCGCCACCGCCGCCAUCUCCACCAUGGACUCCACCACCUCAUCUGCCGUCGACCUCACAGGACCGCUGGCAGCCACGGAGAUUGAGCUGAAGUCAAUCGUGCCCGACCCAGAUGUCGGGUCCCCGGCUAAGACAGACCAUAAUGGGCGGUCUGUUCCGCCUCCCUCUGGUACUCCCAGGGUGGUCCUGGAUAAGAGAGGUGUCGUAGGGGCUAGCAAACAGCACCUGUCCUCUACACCUAGGCAUAAAGCACCCACGUCCUCCGAUCCACUUCUCAAGUCCCCGGGAGACUCCGCUCAUCCACCCCUCAUUCAUUCUGUGGCCCCUUCAUCCACUUUCACUGGUGAAAAUGAGACCACUCAAUCCCCGACUGAGGACAUAACCAUCGAACUCCUCAGACAAGUCCCUGCCUCCAUCUCGGUCAACACCAUUCCUCCUCUAUCUGAAACCCUUCCCAUUUCUUUAUUGGACUCAGCCUCUCCAGCUGUAUUUGAUUCAACCUCUACCUCCAUUAUUGACCCUUCCGUUCCCCCUGUCAUUGAAUCCACCCCUACCUCCACAUUGGACCCUUCCGUUCCCCCUGUCAUUGAAUCCACCCCUACCUCCACAUUGGACCCUUCCGUUCCCCCUGUCAUUGAAUCCACCCCUACCUCCACAUUGGACCCUUCCGUUCCCCCUGUCAUAGAAUCCUCCCAUGCUUCCACAUUGGACCCUUCCAUUCCCCCUGUCAUAGAAUCCACCGCUACCUCAUUGAGUGCUCCAGAAGUCAUUGAACAUCCCCCUAUUUCCACAUUGGACCCUUCCAUUUCCCCUGUUGUAGAAUCCACCCCUACCUCCACAUUGGAUCCUUCUAUUCCCCCUGUCAUAGAAUCCACUGCUACCUCAUUGAGUGCUCCAGAAGUCAUUGAACAUCCCCCUAUUUCCACAUCGGAUUCUCCCGUUCCCCCUGUCAUAGAAACCACCCCUACCUUGGACUCUCCCAUUCCCCCUGUCAUAGAAACCACCCCUACGUUGGACUCUACCAUUCCCCAUGUCAUAGGAACCACUGAGCCUGUGGAAUCUAGCACUCCCCCUGUACAUGAAUGUGUCACUGUUAUUGAUUCUACCGACCCAAUCACUACUGACUCCAUAAUUCCCAUUCUCAUAAACUCAGUAGAUGACAAACACCCACCUCCCCCCUCUACAUCAGACUCUGCCAUUCCCCUAUUCACAGAAUCUGUCCCACCACACUUUGACUCUUCAUCUCCAUGUGUAUAUAAUGUGGUUGUCCCGCCCCCUUCCCCUGUGCACGCCCCCAUGCCUCCACCACUGCCGCCACCCAAUCACUCAGUUCAGACCCCCACAACAACAGUGGACUGUUCCACUCCCGCAGUCAUAAACACUGUUCACCCCCCCACUGCGGACUGUACCACUCUCCCAAUCACAGAUAUCGUUGAACCACUAUCACUGGACUGUACCACUCCGCGUGUCAUAGGAUCAGUGCUCCCCAACGUAACAGACACUGAAACCACAGAGGCAGCCCCUGCUUCCACAGUAAUGGACUGCACCGUCUCCUCCCCUAUAGACUCAGGUAUUGUUCCCGUAUUAGACUGUACCAUCUCAGAAAACAGCAGCAUAAACGGGGUGGCGUCAUCAUGAUGCAAGGCUCCACCUCUGGAACAGUGAGGAAGAUGCCCUAGACAACCAUGUGACAUGAGAGGGGUCACUAACUGGCCAAUCAGGCUUCAGACAUUUAAGCUUCUCUGUAGAGAGAUUGCCAGCAACGGACAGAAGGGAGAACUGCUUGAGGUGUGUAGGUGGUCUGUAGUAGCCGGAAGAAUGUUACAGCGAAUAUUUUAAUAACUAAUCCAAGAUAGCCCACAAGGUGUAAUUUCCAAUGGAAGGUUAGUGAUGCCAAGUGGGCAGAACCUAAGAAUGGAGGUGGACAGAGACAAGCAUUCUAGUAUGUUUCUGUAAGGAAACACCUACUCUGUGAAAGGCGCGCGUGCAAUAACUAAAUUCACCCUGCACUCCCAAACAACCAAUUUUUUUUUUUAAUGUUGGCAAACGGUAAAGUCUACAAAACGUAGUCCACUGUUCGUAACCUAUUCUACUUUGUGAACAGAACUCUAGACGAUCCCAUGUUUCUUCGAUGAGAAAAUGGUCAGAAUGUUGGGCCUCGUUAUAUCUUGCUCCACUGGCUUCCAUUGUCCAUCUACUGGGCUUCCUCUCCAGGUGGGGAGUAAAAAUCAUGACCUGAUGCUACAGUUUUAGAAAUCCGCUGGGCUACUUCGCUCCCUGUCGGUCUGCAGUGAUUGUGAUGAGUCGUUGCUUUGCCACAUUGUGAGGCUGACAAUAACUGUGACAUCGUCAGAGAGAUGUUGUCACUGGAGGAAUCUGUGUCAUUCUAGACAGACGGACUACCAGCCAAAACACUCUUUGAGACUUUAUCCCCAGGGUUACUCGGAGAUGCCAUACAAACCACUAAGAAACAUUGACUACAUUUGACUCAUUUGCAGACUUCUGUACGCCCAAUGUGUUUGAUGAUCUACAAUUGCCUUAUCAUGUAGUAAAGAAAAAUGGCUCCAAGAAUACCACAGAGUUUUGAAUAUCAUCAGUGCCAGAUAUCUAAAUUGUUCUUGAUGUCAUGAAAUUAAUAUUCAGGAACUGAUUGGUAUCUGUGUAGGGAAAAGAGCAAUUUGCCAAACAUGAAAAACCAAAACUACAUUUUGCAGCCCAAAUUAACUGCCAGUGGGCAAUACAUAGUUUUUCCCCAAGUAUUGGAGGUAUUUUGAUGUAUUAGACAAUAAGUUAAAAUAGCAAGUCCCUAGUGUUAUAUAAGCAUGUGUGAAUGAAUGGUGUCUGAGACAAGAAGAAUGAUGUCAGCUGAACAAGCAAUGUUAAAAGAACAAUCAACUGAUGAUGUCUGAAAUGAACAGAGAGAAGAACUUUACCACUGAUCUGGUUGAAGUGAGGGGUCACUUGGUCCUUUGGGGCUUGGUUGUGCUUUUUGAUGUUGUGUUCUUGAAAGUGAAGAAUUUAGAGACUCUUUCCUGGCUUCAUGGGACUGAUUUUUAUUUUCCCACUUUUCAAAAAUGGUAUGAAUUGUACUGUAUGCAAUUGGGUCUUGUAAAUGUGAUAUUGUAGGUUAAAUUGCGUACUUUAUGUUGUUGUGCUACUGAUGUUCAGCUUGAUUGCAAAAAGGUAAAAAAGAAACAAAUGUUUUCACUAUAAUCUCAAGGGGCGUGUCCUUAGUGUAUAAAGCUAGCCAGCACUGUUACCAUUAUUUGUGUGAAUGUAAGUGGCACUUUAUCCCUCGCUAAGGGGACAAAGCAUGGAAACAAAAAUGUGAACAUUUCCACAAAACAAAGAAAUCAUUUUCAAAUGUUAUCUAAAAAGGCACACAAGCAAUUUCUCUGAAAUGGACACAUAAAUGACACACGUAUUGUCUUACUUUCUAAUAAAAGUCAUUGCCUCUGUCAUUUGCAGUUUUGGUGUAGUGAAAAUGUAAGUAUAUUCCCUAAAAUAUAUAUUAGAAAAAUAAUUUAUAUUCCCAAAGGUAUGCACAAUUGAUACAUUUGUGAUAUUGACAUUUAAUUCAAUUUUCGUUUUAAAUGUAGGCGUACCCCUCUGUUGUUCUUUUUUUUUCUUCUAAACAUUAACAACCAUUAACAUUAAGUAUUUAUUUUAUUGUAAUAAUUUCAGACCUGAUCACAAUGUUGUGAUUUGCCAAUUGGAUAAGACAACAAGUGGUUAAACAACUGUCUCUGAUUAUUUUUAUUAAAACGUGAAUAUAUGAAGAGCUUUUUUUUCUUUUAAAACCCCCAACUAUCUAAUGUCAACUUCAUCCUUAACCCAUAUUUUUUAUUGAUGGACAAUAUUAAUAUUAGCCCACUGUUUUCAAAUACAAUAUCAAUAAUUGUACUGUUGAGCUUGUUUUUUUUCUCCAAAUUUCAUUGAUUGUAUGAUGUCAUUUCAAAUGCGAUGGAGUCCGUAGUCAUCUACAGUGUGUUUAUUACUAUGUAUUUAACCAGGAAAAAUGCAAUGGCUUUGGAGCUGUCCAAAGUGUUGUGUAUCAUGCAAGCACCUCUGAUCACUCUACUGUAUACUAAUCAUACAGUAGUGAUUACAACACGUACUGUCAUGUAUUUUUAUCGAUAAAAUUAACAGUGUAAAUACUAAAAGUGUAAAAACAUGCUUUUUGUUAAUUCUCUGGUUAUUUUCUUUUAAAUAAGCACACUGUUAAGAAUUGUACUUAAUUCAUCAUACUACAUUAUUUACAAUAUUCAAGAAAGAUGCAGGAUAUAUGAAUCAAGUUCAACAAGUUUUGUUGUUUUGUGCUCCAGCUCAUUGGAUUUUAAAUGAAACAUUGACCAAUAGGUUAAAGUGCAGACUGUCAGUUUUUAUUUGAGCAUAUUUACAUCCAUGUAUUCCUUUCUUUUUUAAGAAUUCCACCCCCUUUUAGCGGACCAAAUGUUGAACAAAUUAACAAAUGUGAAGUUGUCAUAUUUUGCACGUAGUUGCCAAAUCCUUCACAUUCGAUGAUUACCUGAGGUCUGCGACGCAGACAUCAGCAGACGCCAGGUAUCCCUGGUGAUGCUCUGCUCAGCCUGUCCUGCAGUCAUCUUUACUUCCUGCAGCAUGCUCAAUUGAAUUCAGGUCAGGUGAUUGACUUGGCCUGUGAAGAACGUUCUGCUUUUUGCACUGAAAAACUCCUUUUUGUUUCUUUAGCAGUAUGUUUGGGCUGUUGUCCUGCUAAAAGGUCAAGUGCCGUCCAAUACAUUUUUGAUGCAUUUGUUUUGUCUAGAAUGUUCAUCCAAUAUUUCAAGAAAAUUAAAGCUGAAGGUCUGUACUUUUA
Molecule: messenger RNA, 6788 nt
Organism: Esox lucius (northern pike)
Lineage: Eukaryota; Metazoa; Chordata; Actinopteri; Esociformes; Esocidae
Product: solute carrier family 22 member 23
Exons: 11
Coding region: 119-3589 (1156 amino acids)
Biological process (GO): transmembrane transport
Cellular component (GO): membrane
Molecular function (GO): transmembrane transporter activity
Source: RefSeq, a predicted model, not a curated record